AUGGCGGAAGCCGCGCAAGCUGGUGGUUCGGAACUUGUAGCAUGGAUCGUCGCGGCACCAAUUGUAUCAAUGGUACUAUGCACCGGAGGGGUCGCUGCCCGAUUAUUCACGCGAGUCAGGUUCGCAAAUCAAGAGUUGUUCCUUGAGGAUUGGUUGGUUAUUGGGCCGGCGUAUAUCUGUAUUAUGGGAGUAGCCGUUACUAUGAUUGUUGCUACAAGCUACGGUCUCGGAUGGCAUACAGACCAUGGGAUUAGCCCUGCCGAUGUGGAGAAAACAAUGAAGACGAUAUACGCCAUCCAGAUACCAUUAUUUAUCGCCGUCGGUGCCAUCCGCACAUCCCUCCUCCUCUUCAUUCAACGACUUUCAUAUGCAUGUUCCUGGUCCAUCUAUUUAAUUACAACCGGACUUAUUCCUAUCAACAUAAUACAUGUUCUUAUCGCUAUAUUCGUAUCAAUUUUUCGGUGCAACCCGAUCAGAAGCACAUGGGACUUUGAUUCCAUAUCAUAUACAUGCAUACCCCGAGCCGUCACCUAUACGUUAAUAACGAUCGGACUGGUAGUCGAUAUUGCGAUAUUCCUAUUGCCGGCGAUAUUGGUGAUUCGAUUGGAUAUCAAGAGGAAGAAAAAAUUGCAGAGCAUUGUUAUGUUCGCAUUAGGUGGAGGUGGAUGUAUUGUCGAAGGGUUACGUUUUGGUCAAAUACGUGAGGCGGAAACCAGCAGUGAUAUCACAUAUACAUCAGGUGUCAUCAUGAUUUUCAUAUUUUUUCAGGUAAUAUUAGGUAUGCUUUGUUGUUGUGCACCAGCUAUAAAGGUAUUUGCAGCUAGCACCUUCGCCUCGAAAUUCAAAUGCACCAAGUACUUCAUAUCAGAGUCAACCGAGGAUGUACGCGAGACGGAUCCUACCCGAGAUCCUCCUAGUGUUGCGAGGAACCCUGAAGAGAGAGACUUGGAAAGCGCCCCCGAGUCGUUUUACGAAGAGGCGUCGAUCUCCGAGGCUAUGGGAUGGGAACCAUCCACAGAAGGGAUAGAGAUGGAAAUACAGGAUUCCGAUGCGGCAAGAGAUAAGCAAGAUAAAAGCGGAACAGUAGUUAAGGAGAGGAAGAUUUUAAAUCUAAAAGAAGUCCUAGAAUUGGAUUCUCAGAAGAGAGCAGCAUUAGAGGUACCGCCAGGCAGUGAGGGGCUUGGAAGUGCGAGGAGCGGGAGUAGUGGUCGCACAGAUGAGUUCCAAGCUACACCAGUAGAGUGGGGACGACAGUUAUGA
Messenger RNA from Orbilia oligospora ATCC 24927, 1260 nucleotides. RefSeq lists its product as uncharacterized. The record is from RefSeq and is a predicted model, not a curated record. NCBI's taxonomy places the organism in Eukaryota, Fungi, Ascomycota, Orbiliomycetes, Orbiliales, Orbiliaceae. Bases 1 to 1260 code for a protein of 419 amino acids. The transcript has 6 exons.